CCUUAAAGCUAAGCACUCAGUUGUGUUAUCAAACCAUUCUAUAAGCUAACAUGAAUCUGUUCGAAAUACUCUUCUUUAUCUCUCUCAUCUGUGGCUUGGUUGCAGAGCUAAAAGUACCGGCUGGAUCCUGCGUUUCCAAGAUCGUUAACGGGAAACUCGUCCAAGUUGGAGAUUGCAAGAAAGAUGAUGGAUCCGAAAUCGCCAGAUUGAUCAAGAAGAGUCUGGACGAGAAGACAAAAGCUGAAAUAAAAUGUGACGUCAAAUACGAUUCGAAAUGCUUCCGAUCAGUUGUGUAUGCUGAAGCCAACGUCACCUUCAAUGUUGGGAAAUUCAUUUGCAAAUCAAUGAACAACGGAAAACCCGCGAAUAUUUACGACCUCGCGCACCUUCAGAUGUUGCUAUCUGAUCUUCGCUCACUCAAAGCUGAUGCUGGUUGGAAAUGGUUUCGUGUCUGGACAGGAAUGGAAUAUAAGGACAAUCAGCUUUUGCAGUCAAGUGGAGAACCAAUUACCAUAGCAACAGGAUUCUGGCAUGUUCAUUAUCCGACAACCAAUGCAUCGCUAACUAAUGUUAUUCUUUAUGUUGAUGAAGAUCCAGUGUCUGUACAUCAGGGAAUAUCUGAUAUUUCUCUAUCCGCGAGAUGCCACGGUGUAAUCUGUGAAAUAUAAUACCAGCUCAAAACCAGACAGUACUCCAUUGAUGGGUUUUCAUAGAUUUUGAACGUUUUACUAGGCUUUUGGUUUUGUUUUUUUGUGAUUUUCCACUUUUAUGCUCGUGAUUAGUGAUGUUCCAAAUAUACACUAAGUUAAUCUUUUUUUUUCAACCGCUAAAGAAAAAAAUCAAUUGGAAAUAUUACAAAAAAAU
This is a messenger RNA of Styela clava, 864 nucleotides long. Lineage: Eukaryota; Metazoa; Chordata; Ascidiacea; Stolidobranchia; Styelidae. The record is from RefSeq and is a predicted model, not a curated record.